GUGUGGAUCGUGUGGAUUCAAUGGAUUCAAUGAUCCGUAUCCGCACCAUUCGCACGUGAAGAACGCUACUGUGUUUAUUUUUGCGUAAAUUCAAUAACAUUCAAUUGAUUGGAAAAAAUGGCUGAUGAUUUUGACGGAGACGAGGUAGCGGAUGAGUUUGACGAUGUCGAUGAUGAUGAUAACAUUGAAUUGGAACCUCAAGAAGUUGACGAGGAAAAUAUAGAAUUGCUAGAAGCAGGUGAGGCCACAGGUGGAGUACAGAAAUCGAAAAGAAUCACCACGAGAUACAUGACAAGGUACGAGAGGGCAAGAGUGUUAGGGACUAGAGCAUUGCAAAUAGCCAUGUGUGCGCCAGUAAUGGUAGAAUUGGAAGGAGAAACUGAUCCCUUGCAAAUUGCAAUGAAAGAACUGAAGCAAAGGAAAAUUCCAAUAAUUAUUAGGCGUUAUUUACCUGACAACAGUUACGAGGACUGGGGCAUAGAUGAAUUAAUUAUAAUGGAUCAUUAAACAUUAUUAUUAAGUUGUAUAGCAUAAGUUAAUUAUUGAACACAACUCUCUACUCAUUGUUAAAUUUAAGAUCUAAGUAAGAUUGUAAUAAACAUUUUACUAAAGUACUAA
Messenger RNA from Ceratina calcarata, 618 nucleotides. RefSeq names its product RNA polymerase II subunit RpII18 (gene RpII18). Lineage: Eukaryota; Metazoa; Arthropoda; Insecta; Hymenoptera; Apidae. The coding region runs from base 118 to 507 and encodes 129 amino acids. The record is from RefSeq and is a predicted model, not a curated record. The transcript has 3 exons. Gene Ontology annotation, biological process: tRNA transcription by RNA polymerase III; transcription by RNA polymerase II; transcription by RNA polymerase I. Gene Ontology annotation, molecular function: DNA binding. Gene Ontology annotation, cellular component: RNA polymerase II, core complex; RNA polymerase I complex; nucleus.